Messenger RNA from Metarhizium album ARSEF 1941, 498 nucleotides. RefSeq lists its product as uncharacterized. Gene Ontology annotation, cellular component: membrane raft; late endosome membrane; Ragulator complex. Lineage: Eukaryota; Fungi; Ascomycota; Sordariomycetes; Hypocreales; Clavicipitaceae. The transcript has 3 exons. Bases 1 to 498 code for a protein of 165 amino acids. Gene Ontology annotation, biological process: regulation of receptor recycling; positive regulation of TOR signaling; cholesterol homeostasis. The record is from RefSeq and is a predicted model, not a curated record.
AUGGGAGCCUGCCAGUCGUGCUUAGGCCGGCGCGAUAAUGACAAUUAUGAAGAGAGCGAGGAGAACCGCCUAUUGUACGACGAUGGCAAUGGAAUGGGCUACGGAAGCUUCAACGACCCGGCCAUGACUGGCGACGAGAGCCUCGAAGCACAGCGCGAGCACGAAGCCCUGCAAAGAGUGGUCGCUAGAACCUCAAAUAAUAUGGUGGACGUCUUCGAGAUUGGCCCUCAAGAUUCUGUUGCAGGAGGCGGCACCUCCACUCCGUUCGCCUACACCGGACAAGGCGCGAGGGUUGCACGUUACCAGCACUUGGUGUCGAAAUUGAGCACUGAAGAAGAUCCUGCUGCCCAUGGGAUCAAGAUUGAUUGGCUUACCGAUGACGAGGAUAGCCUUGACAUGAGGACCAACACUACAACCAAUGUCAAACUCCUUGAUGAUGGUGAGGCAGGACCGCUUGUGGGCACCUUCGCGGACGCUGCGGCGGCGAUGAAUCCAUAG